CUUUGCUAUAAUACCACCUGCACUAGACAGAAUUGAUCUUUUCUCCUACAAGGGAGGCUUCGCAUGGUCAGGAAGCAACAAGUGGGAGUAGUAGCAGAUAAUGACAGAAAAGCAGUUCUCGCAUAACUUUGAUAAGUCAGAGGAAGACCUCCCUCCAAGGAAAGUUUAUUCGUUCACGGAUUAUCCGCAAACUGAGGCUUUACUACCGUUUAACACGGAAAGCUCACACUAUUCCCAGAAUGUUCCCAUAGCAGUUGAUCUCGGGAGAACGGGUGUCAGAGUAGGAAUGGCCGGUACUCGUGACCCAUUUCUGAAUUUUCCCACUUUAAGUGCCAGAUAUAGAGACCGGAAAACAAACAGGCCCUCCACCUUUGUUGGCUACGAUGUCUUCUUCGAAUCUACCAUAAAGGCAAACAUGAGAAACCCAUAUGAUGGUCAGAUGCUGACAAAUUGGGAGGCGGUCGAAAAGAUCUUUGAUUUUUCUUUCUUACAUCUAGGAGUCGAUUCGGAUAGUAAAGUGAGCAACCCUAUUGUCAUGAAUGAGACCCUAGCCACACCAUUAUCUCAAAGACAGAAUCUAUCACAGCUUUUAUUUGAAACGUAUAAUGUCCCCUCUGUGGCAUAUGGAGUUGAUUCGCUUUUCAGUUAUUAUCAGAAUGAUGGUAAAUCGGGCAUGGUUGUCGGUACGAAUCAUGAGGCAACACAUGUAAUACCAGUUUUAGAUAGCCGUCCCAUCAUUGAUAUCUCGAAAAGAAUCAACGUUGGUGGACACCAGUUAUAUGAUUUCAUGAAAUGCUCGAUAGGUUUGAAGUAUCCAUAUUUUCCAACGAGAUUGAAUGACUGGCAAAUCCAAAGCUUGGUUCAAGAUCAUUGUUUUGUUUCCAAGGAUUUCGGCCAGGAGAUAAGACAUUCAUUGGAUCUAGAUUAUCUAGAGAAAAAUGAUAUAACCAUUGAAGCACCUUUCAAUGAGAUAAUCAAAGAGGAGAAAACCGAAGAGCAGCUCAAAAUUGAGGAGCAGAAGAGAAAAGAAAACAUCAAGAAACUUCAAAACCAAGCAAAAGUCAAAAGACUCGAGAAACUUCAAUUGAAGCAGAAAGACUUUGAGUAUUAUACCAAAAUCAAAGAUAGCUUCAACAAUAUGAGCAAAAGGGAAGUUAUUGAUACUAUACGUGAAGCUGGGUUUGAUGAUGAAGCUGAUUUAAACAAGUAUCUUGCUACUCUUGAAAAAUCUUUAAAAAAGGCCAAAUUAUUGGAUACAAACGAUGAUGACGAAUCUGGGGAUGAUGAGUCUAAGUAUGAUUUCUCUCUUUUAGAUAAACCCAGUGCAGAGCUAAACCCUGAAGAGUUGAAAGAAAAACGUAGGUUGAGAUUGAUUAAGUCCAACAUCGAUUCCAAAAUCCGUGCAAGGAAAGAGAAAGAGGAAGCGAUUAAGGAAGCUGAGGAGGUUCGUCAAAAAGAUAUUGAAUUUAGAAACACUGAUCUAGAAAACUGGAUUAAACAGAAACGUCAACUACUUGAUAAUGUUGUCAAAAGAAGGAAAGAGAGAAUUAAAUUAAAGGAUGAACUUGGAGAUCGAAAGUCUAGGGCUUCCCAACAAAGAAUGAGAAAUAUUGCAUCUCUAGCAGAUGAUGGACCAGCAAACAACUCAGGAAAUCAAAAUGGUUCGGGUAACGGUAACAAUAAGCGACGCCACAAUGUAACAAUUGAUAACGAUCCAAAUGAUACAUUCGGUGCUAAUGAUGAUGAUUGGGCUAUAUAUAGGGACAUUGCUGGUGUUGACGAUGAGGAGUUGUCUGCAGAAGAGCUGGAAGAGAUAUAUCUGCUUGAAAAGCAAUUGUUAGAGUUUGAUCCAAGUUUUACUAUGGAAGAUACACAAGAACGUCAAUUCAAUUACAGAAACUCGACCAUACAUAAAUUUUUGAGAGGUCCUAGAGAUUUCGAUAACGAGGACCAACAUCAAUUACACCAAAUUCAUUUGAAUGUUGAAAGAAUAAGAAUACCUGAGAUAAUGUUCCAACCUUCAAUAACUGGUAUUGAUCAAGCCGGUGUUGUUGAAGUAGUGGAAGAUACUCUACUAAGAAGGUUACCUCAGGAGCUCGGAUUUUCUGGUGAUAUAUCAGCAUGCGAGCCGGUGAAGAACGUUUUCAAGGAUAUCUUCUUAACAGGUGGUUGUACAUUAUUCCCGAACUUUCAAGAAAGAAUGGAAAAAGAGGUUCGCAUGUUUUCACCAACGAACGUGCCAUUCAAUGUUAGAGUGGCAAAGGAUCCGAUGCUUGAUGCUUGGAGAGGUAUGUCCAAAUGGGCGUACAAUGAGUACAAGUUGAAUAAUUCGAAGAGCUUCUGGACAAGACAGCAGUACGACGAAUUUGGUAUUCACUAUAUGACCGAAAAUGGGUUUGGUUGUAUUAAUCUUACAUAGAAAUGUAAAAAAAUAUAUAAAUCAGUGUACAUCUUUCUACUUGUAGUUCUACUCCUCAUCUAAUUUACUUAGCUUUUCAUCUAUAUUCACCUUCCUUGGAUCGAUACCCUUCUUUUCCAAGCUAUGUUUUAUGGAUUCUUUCAUGAUAUUUUUAUCUUCCUCUGCGUCGAAUUUGGCAAAAUCAUCAGCAAUUAAGCCUUCCUUCAAAGCUUCUUCUCUAGCCAUCUUCUCUUUUUCGAAAGCACCGGCCUUAGAUAUGUCAAAUGGGCUUGGUCCAAGUUUCUUGAACUUAGCAACAAAGAAACCAUCCACGUUAUAAACAUGUGGAUAAAAUCUCUUGCUGAGUUUGACACUUGAAUCAAAAUUUUUACCUCUAAAACUUGUGAAACCAUCCUUACCGAU
This is a messenger RNA of Pichia membranifaciens NRRL Y-2026, 2821 nucleotides long. RefSeq lists its product as hypothetical. The record is from RefSeq and is a predicted model, not a curated record. NCBI's taxonomy places the organism in Eukaryota, Fungi, Ascomycota, Pichiomycetes, Pichiales, Pichiaceae. The coding region runs from base 101 to 2419 and encodes 772 amino acids. Gene Ontology annotation, cellular component: Ino80 complex; cytoplasm. Gene Ontology annotation, biological process: regulation of DNA-templated transcription. The transcript has a single exon.